GUGUUGGGAUGAGCGCAGAGUGGACGCGCUAACAUGAAACACGUACUCACAACACACACGGCCGGACUGUGACUCUAAGAUCUGCUUGAACACACCGCAAUGGACGGAACACUCAAACGUCAAACUUUAGGAAGGUAACCCGGAGUUAUGGAGCACAAGAGACCGGCUGUCAAAUAUCCUGCCGCCGCACACAUGGACUGAUCUACAGUCAGCUACUCUGAAUAUUCCUGAAUUCUGAAUUUUACUGUCAGUGAGUGAAUAUAUACUCAGAGAUGUCUGGCUCAAAUCUGAUUGGUCGUGUGAGGUCAGCGUUUCGCCGGCAGCCGGACAGCUGGCAUCUCAGUGACACGGCCGCAUUUGAUUUCUCUGAUGAACUGGACGACAAUGACAUGCCGAAGUUCAACCGUCUAAAGGUGGUUGUGUCCGGAGAGGGGGAUGAGCUCCCCGUGGGAGCUCUCAAUGGCUCGGCGGUCAACACGGUGGUGGUGGAUGAUGACGACUCCCUGCUGGGCUCAUCGUCGAGUCUAGGGAGCCCAGCCUUGACAACAGACCCCUGCGAGAGCUGCAGGACAACAAGAGAACACAACAAACGCAAGAGGGUCAUGAGGAAAUUGGGUUUUGCGGCGCUGUUGUACUUCUUGUUCAUGGUCGGUGAGCUGAUAGGUGGGUAUGUGGCAAACAGUCUGGCCAUCAUGACGGAUGCGCUGCACAUGUUGACAGAUCUCAUUGGGAUUAUAGUGUCACUGCUGGCACUCUGGCUGUCUGCAAAACCACCAACAUACAGAUUCACAUUCGGGCUCCAUCGGCUUGAGGUGUUGUCUGCAGGUAUCAGUGUGUUGCUGAUCUAUAUUUUGACGGGUGUGUUAGUGAAUGAAGCUGCACAGAGAACCAUUCAUCAGGAUUUUACAAUAGAUGGAGAUGUGAUGUUGAUCACUGCUGCGGUGGGCGUCGCUGUCAACCUGGUGAUGGGGCUUCUCCUCAACCAAACAGGACAUCUUCACUCUCACUCUCAUGGCCACACCCACUCACAUGGGUCACCAGGUCGAGGUCAGGAUCAAGGUCAGCGGGGUCAUGGGAGCCUGGCAGUGCGAGCGGCCUUCAUCCACGCUCUGGGUGAUCUCGUUCAGAGUGUGGGCGUUCUCAUCGCCGCGUACAUUGUCAGGUUUAAGCCUGAGUAUAAGCUGGCAGAUCCAGUGUGUACGUACCUGUUCUCUGUGCUGGUGCUGUUCAGCACGUUCCAGAUCAUCAGAGACACCGGAAUAAUUCUACUGGAGGGCGUGCCACGUCAUGUGGAUGUGUCAUGUAUCAGAGCUGACCUGCUGAAGCUGCAGCACGUGGAGCGUGUGGAGGAACUCAAGCUCUGGGCUCUGACAGCUGAUAAAACCGCAGCGAUUGUUCACUUGCAGCUCGCACCAGGGAUUGUGGGUAACUGGGAGGAAGUGCAGUCGAAUGCGAGGCGCCUGCUGAUGAAGUCACACGGGGUGACGCACUGCACGGUGCAGCUGCAGAUGCAGACACAGGGGGCGCCACAGUCCUGCACACACUGUCUCGCACAGAGUGCCUGAAAACAGUAAAGUUGUGUGUCUCUCUCUCUCUCUCGCACACAGACACAUCCAUACAGGAUGAAAGAGAGAGAGAGUGUGUAAACUGACAUGUCAACCCGGCAGGGUUUUAAAUGAUUGUCUAGCAGCUUUUUCUAUAAUGAAUAUUGACCUCAUUUUUGAUACGCCUUUAAUACAAGCCUCCAAACACGAGAAACAGACCCAGUUUGUUUUUGUUUAGUUUUAUGAUUCUGUCUGUCACUGAGGAACACUAACAGCUGGAGCGUGUGUUCUGAUGUCUCAUGUGUGGGGGGUUCUGGGUGAAUCUAAUGAAGAACAUGUCCAGGUCAUAUUCAACCUUAAAAUGAAAAGGACAAAAUGAGAAAUUAUAUUUGGCACAAACAAAAUGAAGCCUAUUUUUAGGACCAUUGUUUUCAUGGCAAUUUAAUUAAGCAAAUUCCCAUUACACUAAUUAAAUUAAAUAUUUGUCAUUACAGGAAUGAAUCCGGAUGUUUUGCGUAUUUUAAUUUUUUUUUUUUAAUUUUCAUUAUUGUCAGCGGUGAAUCAAAUUUUUAUUAAAAUCGUCAUAAAUUAAAGGCAGUACAGCAAAUGCAACCGUGAUGCACCAAUAUUUUAUUGACAAAAAAUACAACAAUUUAAAUAAUAAUGAGAAUUUUGGGGGAGAUUUCUUAUCUCUUUCUUUUGAUUUUAAGGGUGAAAUAUGAUCUGCAUAUGUUUUUUUACAGGUAAAAUAAUCCAAACCCUCCAUGUGCAUGUGUUUUCCCUGUGAGUGUGCGCGUUCUCUUAUUUCUGGACUGACAUGGCCUGCAGUUGAGUUACUUUUCAUGACUAGACAAUAAAUAUUAAGUAUGUUUGCAAAUAAUCAACAAGUGACAAAAAUAGUUUGACCAAACUGACUGUAGUUUUCACACAGCAUUCACGGGAAAUUUUUAUUUUUUAUUUUUUUGUAUUUCAUGCAUUUAGAAUAAUUUUCUUCAGAUAUUUGAGUGCCAACAACAAAAGCUACAGAUUGAAUAUAAAAUUAUUUAAAUAUCAAUAAUGAGUUUCAUCAGUGUUAAGCCUAUUUGUUAUUUUAUAGCCUUUUUGUUUGUUUGGUUUUUUUUUCUUUUUGAUUAUUGGAACUAAAUCUCACAGUAACGUGAAAGCUAAUGAUCACAUUUCUUUAUGUUUGCAGUAUUUGUUUUGUUUUAUGUGGGUCUGUGUGCCUGAGGGCAUGUGAAUGCUUUAUUUGAUUUAUUUACACUGAAGCGCUUGAUAACUUAUAAUAAAUAGAUUUUAAACAUCUGCAUUCUGUAUUCAUGUUGGUGCAGAUUUCAUUACACACCCGCACCACAAGGUGGCGCAUUUGUUCGUUGUAGGUAGCUUCUGGUGGAGAUCUCCAAAUGGGGGUGGAAUCUCCAAAAGAGGGCGGGAUUAUUCAAGAAGGGACCAGAGUUACUCUAAAAAGGGGUUGGGCCGGGUCCAAAAGGGGGUGACACUUCCACACAUGGUUAGGUUAGGUAUGGGGCUCUCUGUAUCUUUGCUGGUGGUUUGGAGCUCCCGCCCCUUUUUGGAGCUCUGCCUGCAGCUGUACCCUUCUCGAACAAUGCAGGACUUUGGGAGAUAGGGAAGUAGGACAGCAAUCAUUAGUGGUGUUUAAGUCAAGCCUCACUGUAUAACUGUUUUUCAUACUUAGUGAUUAUAUAUUUUGUAAUCUGGAUUAUGGUCUGUUUAAUGACUGUAAAUGGAUUAUAUCACAGUAAGAUGUGCUGCAGUCAAAGUGACAAAUGUGUGAAUUCAGCAGAGCUGCAGUUGCUUGGCAAUCAUCUUUUAUAGAAGGUGGCUUACAUGCAGUUGAAAGUUCAGUCCUGUUUCAAGGACAGCAAUGACACUGGAGGGGGAUUUUAGUCACUUACUAACACUGUCAGCGGAAAGUGAUGUCACACAAGAACUGACACCGAAAUCGAGCAGGCUGAUGAUUUAAGUUUCAAUUCACUGUGAACUUUAACAAAAAUGUUUGUUGCAUGAUUGCACUGUCUAAAACUAGUUUAUAAAUGCAGGUUUCUUAAAAGUGCUCGUGGUCUGUCAUUUUUCAAGUGUUCAUUUGUUCUUGUCAUCUCAUAAGGAACUGUGAUUAUGAACUGCACAUUCAGUCACAUGACUGGCGGCAUCACCAUGUAAUACUUUGUCACGUACACACACAUGAACAGAGACACACCCACAGCAGACGACUGAGAAGUCCAAAGUUUUAUUCACCUCAUUCUUGUUACAUAAUUAACAGUCGUGUGGUUGUAGAAUGUGAUCUGAUGGGAAAGUACAUAAAAAUGAUAAAGGGGGUUUCUUGUGGAGGGUGUGUGUUUAUGUGAAGGAGGAAGUUUCAGAUGAUGUUGAAUGUGUGAAUGUAUCUACAGCAACAGUCAUAGAAAGUUGUUGGAUGCAUAAUGAUUGUAGAUGAAAGUGCUGAGCUGCAGUAAUCACAUAUACAGACAAUCACAUGAAACCAUCAGCUUCUUUGUGAUUGUUCUGAAUUAAACUGAUGUGAUUAAGUGAAUUAAACUGGGUUCUUCUGGAGGUGAACAUUUAAACUCCAGCACAGUGAAAAGAGACUGUAUUAAUAUUAAUUAAACUGCUUUAUUUGUGUUUAAUGAGAGAUUCAAACAUCUGUGUUUGUGCUUAAACUGAAAAAACAUUAACGGGACAAAUCUGAGCAUCAUCAUAACGAGGAGGAGCAGAAACAUUCAGAGACAAUGACCUCAGCAGACAUGCACUGCUCGAUUUCCUCUGUAAUCACAUCAGUGAUGAUGACUCAUACUGUUGACAGGUUUGAUUUAUUCUGUUAUUGUUCUUCUAACUAAAGGAAACAGCUCAGAGAAAAACAGCGAGUGUAUGAGCGUGUUAGCGAGUGUGUGUGUUUGUGAGGAAUGAGGAAAAGUGUUUGUUGACAAGAAGAGAAAAGACGUAUGUACAAAAAAAUCAACACAAUUUAAUUUUUAUUAAACACCUUUUGUUUUAUGAAUUUGCAGGUCUUAGUCCAGUGAACAGGUGAUUUCAGUAACAACAGGACAGUUGAUUUUGACAGUAACAGCAACAAUACAGGUUAUCAGUGCGACACUCAUUAGCUGUUCUUUAACAGUGUAGAAACUAUAUGCAAAAAUACA
Messenger RNA from Myxocyprinus asiaticus (Chinese sucker), 4699 nucleotides. RefSeq names its product solute carrier family 30 member 4 (gene slc30a4). The transcript is spliced from 8 exons. NCBI's taxonomy places the organism in Eukaryota, Metazoa, Chordata, Actinopteri, Cypriniformes, Catostomidae. The record is from RefSeq and is a predicted model, not a curated record. Gene Ontology annotation, biological process: zinc ion transmembrane transport; response to zinc ion. Gene Ontology annotation, molecular function: zinc ion transmembrane transporter activity. Gene Ontology annotation, cellular component: plasma membrane. The coding region runs from base 273 to 1565 and encodes 430 amino acids.